Molecule: messenger RNA, 1918 nt
Organism: Symphalangus syndactylus (siamang)
Lineage: Eukaryota; Metazoa; Chordata; Mammalia; Primates; Hylobatidae
Gene: TAFAZZIN
Product: tafazzin, phospholipid-lysophospholipid transacylase
Biological process (GO): cardiolipin acyl-chain remodeling; inner mitochondrial membrane organization
Cellular component (GO): mitochondrial membrane
Molecular function (GO): 1-acylglycerophosphocholine O-acyltransferase activity
Source: RefSeq, a predicted model, not a curated record
GCUUUCCGGCGGUUGCGCCGGGCCGGGGCGCCAGCGCCCGCCUUCCCGUUUCCUCCCGUUCCGCAGCGCGCCCACGGCCUGUGACCCCGGCGAUCGCUCCUCAGUGACGAGAGAGCGGGGCCGGGCGCGGCUCCAGCCUGACCUGCGAAGGGACCUUGGUCCAGUCCCCUGUUGCGCCGCGCCUCCCGUCCGUCCGUGCGCGGGCCAGUCUGGGGCCAGUGUCUCGAGCGGUCGAGGUCGCAGAGCUAGAGGCGUCCCACAGGUCGGCCCGGGGCGCUGGGAGCGCCGGCCGCGGGCCAGGUGGGGAUGCCCCUGCACGUGAAGUGGCCGUUCCCCGCGGUGCCGCCGCUCACCUGGACCCUAGCCAGCAGCGUCGUCAUGGGCUUGGUGGGCACCUACAGCUGCUUCUGGACCAGUGAGUGGGCCCAGGCCGAGGCAGGCCCCCCCGGGUACCCAUGCCCGGCCGGAGAGUACAUGAACCACUUGACCGUGCACAACAAGGAGGUGCUGUACGAGCUCAUCGAGAACCGAGGCCCGGCCACGCCCCUCAUCACCGUGUCCAAUCACCAGUCCUGCAUGGACGACCCUCAUCUCUGGGGGAUCCUGAAACUCCGCCACAUCUGGAACCUGAAGUUGAUGCGUUGGACCCCUGCAGCUGCAGACAUCUGCUUCACCAAGGAGCUACACUCCCACUUCUUCAGCUUGGGCAAGUGUGUGCCUGUGUGCCGAGGAGCAGAAUUUUUCCAAGCAGAGAAUGAGGGGAAAGGUGUUCUAGACACAGGCAGGCACAUGCCAGGUGCUGGAAAAAGAAGAGAGAAAGGAGAUGGCGUCUACCAGAAGGGGAUGGACUUCAUUUUGGAGAAGCUCAACCAUGGGGACUGGGUGCAUAUCUUCCCAGAAGGAAUCGGGCGCCUGAUUGCCGAGUGUCAUCUCAACCCCAUCAUCCUGCCCCUGUGGCAUGUCGGAAUGAAUGACGUCCUUCCUAACAGUCCGCCCUACUUCCCCCGCUUUGGACAGAAAAUCACCGUGCUGAUCGGGAAGCCCUUCAGUGCCCUGCCUGUACUCGAGCGGCUCCGGGCGGAGAACAAGUCAGCUGUGGAGAUGCGGAAAGCCCUGACGGACUUCAUUCAAGAGGAAUUCCAGCGUCUGAAGACCCAGGCAGAGCAGCUCCACAACCACCUCCAGCCUGGGAGAUAGGCCUUGCUUGCUGCCUUCUGGAUUCUUGGCCUGCACAGAGCUGGGGCUGAGGGAUGGACUAAUGCUUUUAGCUCAAAUGUGGCUUUUAGACAGAUUUGUUCAUAGACCCUCUCAAGUGCCCUCUCCGAGCCGGUAGGCAUUCCAGCUCCUCCGUGCUUCCUCAGUUAAACGAAGGACCUCAGCUGCUUCUCCCACUUGGCCAAGCAGGGAGGAAGAAGCUUAGGCAGGGCCUUCUUUCCUUCUUGCCUUCAGACGUUCUCUCCCAGGGGCUGGCAUCAGGAGGGAGCAUAGAAGGCAGGUGAGCAACCAGUUGGCUAGGGGAGCAGGGGGCCCACCAGAGCUGUGGAGAGGGGACCCUAAGACUCCUCGGCCUGGCUUCUACCCACCGCCCUUGCCAAACCAGGAGCUGCUCACGACCUCCUCAGGGAUGGCCAUUGGCCACGUCUUCCUUCUGCCUGAGCUUCCCCCUGCCACAGGCCCUUUCCUCGGGCAAGGUCUGGCCUCAGGUGGGCCGCAGGCGGGAAGAGCAGCCCUUGGCCAGAAGUCAAGCCCAGCCACGUGGAGCCUAGAGUGAGGGCCUGAGGUCUGGCUGCUUGCCCCCAUGCUGGGGCCAACGACUUCUCCAUCCUUUCUGCCUCUCAACAUCACUUGAGUCCUAGGGCCUGGGUUUUCAUGUUUUUGAGACAGAACCAUAAAGCAUAUGUGUUGGCUUGUUGUAAAA